This is a messenger RNA of Rodentolepis nana, 648 nucleotides long. The record is from the annotation of a GenBank genome assembly. NCBI's taxonomy places the organism in Eukaryota, Metazoa, Platyhelminthes, Cestoda, Cyclophyllidea, Hymenolepididae.
AUGACACCGCAAAUAUCGGUGUUUCUUCAGCUUCCAAUUUCUCAGACACCAAACAUGAAAACGACGGUUCAACAUCAACUGGAUACCUUCUGUGAAGUUUGUUAUUUAACAGUAUCCUCGAGGGUUUCACUUUUGUCUGAGUUUUGUGAAUUUGGGGUUUGAACAUUUUUACUUUAGCAUUCUGCGCACCAUAUCCGGAGGAUUUGAUUUUUUGGUGGAAAGCGACUGGACGAUUUAAAUGAUUGUCACUCGAAUUAUUCUUAUUAACAAGACACCGAACACCUGGUCUUGCAUUCAAAACAGACGACUGUUUUGCUUUAGAAGCAUUAGAAGAGUUGUUAUGAGCGAGUGCUUUGAUGAAAGGACUCAAUUCAUCCAAGGCAGUGGCAGCUAAGAAGGAUAGGGCUGCAAAUCCAUUUUCACUGAUAUUGGUAGCAGAGAAUUCAUUAUUGCAAUUGGAAAAUACACUUUUAUCCAUAGAGGCCAGUACAUAUCUAUUAUUGAGUGACUGAAGAGCGAGGACAACUUCACGUAGAUGUAAAGCAGAACCAGAACAUAAAACAAUCUUCAUUUUUAAGACAUCAAAAUCGAAAUCAGAAAUGGCUUUCCGAUGUAUUUCGGAAAUACACCUAUAGAAAUAAAAAAUAA